AUGUCGUUUGCCAACUUGGAUCUUGAGGCCCAAAAACAGGCUCCAGGCAAUGGGAGCACAUCCGGCCCCACAGAUCAGUUCAACAGGAUAAGUUCCCAGCUGUCGGAUCUGAUCUCCAACAUCUCAAAAUUCGAUAAAUUGCAGCAACAGCUAGGUACAAAAAAAGACACUCUUAGUCUGCGAGACAAGCUGUCAUCACUAGUCAAAAAAUGUAACUCUCUGCAUUCAGAAAUUGACCAAAGCUUGUCAUCACUGGAGAAGAGUCCAGAGGUGAUAAAUAAUUCGACUUUGCAGUACACUAAACAGAAGCUCAAAGCGCAAUGUGCAGAAAUGUUCCGCAAUUACCAAUUGGUUCAGCGAGCGUACAAUGAGCGGCUUCAGUCCGUGGUAGUCAAUGAAGAGUACGAAAACAACAAAAAUGACGCCAACCCUGCCGAAACAACUCCUCUUCUUCAGCAGCAGCAGAAGACCCAGAUCACUAACGCGGAGCUGGAAUUUCACGAGUCGGUUAUACAACAAAGAGAGCAAGCCAUCGAUAACAUAUCCCGCGGUGUUCAGGAUAUCAAUAAGAUUUUUCAGGACCUGAAUGAAAUGGUCAACCAGCAAGGCGAGCAGAUCGAUACAAUUGAGGACAAUUUAUUAACAUAUACCAGCGAUAACCGCGUUGCACAUCGUGAGCUUGCUAAGGCGGAUGCGUACCAAAAGAAAAAAAGAAAGUGGACAUGUAUAUUGUUGGUCGUGCUGGUGGUGGUUUUAUUGAUCUUGAUAGCUCUUAUGAACUAA
This is a messenger RNA of Ogataea parapolymorpha DL-1, 783 nucleotides long. RefSeq lists its product as hypothetical. Gene Ontology annotation, biological process: Golgi to vacuole transport; intracellular protein transport; vesicle fusion. The record is from RefSeq and is a predicted model, not a curated record. The transcript has a single exon. NCBI's taxonomy places the organism in Eukaryota, Fungi, Ascomycota, Pichiomycetes, Pichiales, Pichiaceae. The coding region runs from base 1 to 783 and encodes 260 amino acids. Gene Ontology annotation, cellular component: endomembrane system; membrane; SNARE complex. Gene Ontology annotation, molecular function: SNARE binding; SNAP receptor activity.